AGCAAGCACAAUCAAGCUCAUUCCCAAAAUACUGGGGGGUCCUUACCCAACUCUCCCAGAGAGUUUCUCACCUGAGCUCCAUCAACUACUGUGUGACAUCUUCCAACGAGAACCGACCAGUAGACCUUCAGCUGGUGAAAUCCUGGAAAAACCCUUCAUUAUUAGUUUCCUCACAAAGAAGAAUGAAAACUGUGGAGGAGCUCCAGACAAACUUGAACAAUCUGAGAACUCUGGCAGACGGCUUGGAGAGUGUGCACCAGGGAACCACCAUAGGCAGUCUGACUGGAGGUGUUAUUGGUGCAGCUGGAGGAAUCACUUCCAUAGUAGGCCUCAUCCUGUCUCCCUUCACUCUGGGCACCUCCCUGAUCGUCACAGGAGUGGGUAUUGGGGUGGCUGUCACUGGUGGAGCCACAGCCGGAGUAUCCAACAUCACCAACAUGGUCAAUCAGUCUACCGACCGCAAAGCCAUCAAGAACAUCAAGGAGUUCCAGGAGAAGAUGAACUCUGUGGUGACAUCUCUACAAAACAUCGCUGAGGGUUUGGAGACACCGAGGAUGAGUGUCUCCUUUACCACAGAAAGAGGCAGUUUAAAUGCAGAGAAGCUAGCAAAUGCUGGGGCGAGGGUUGGGAGGGGCCUUGGGAGCAUCCCAGAGCUUGUCCGAUUGGUCCAAGUGGCCUCCAUUGGCAAGGUGGCAGCUAAAACUGCAAGGGCAGUGCGUGUUCUAGAGAUGGCAACAGGAAUAUUCUCUGCUUUCUUUGUAGCAGUUGAUAUCUUCUUCAUCGCCAUGGAUGCAAAAGAGAUCCACAACAUACGACAGGCGAAGUCUGAGAAACAGUCUAGUGAUAGCAGUAAGUUACACUUGAUGGACACAGACUCCAUGACUAAGCUGAACCCUGAAUGUGAAGAACCAAAAGCUGAGGUCAAGUCAGAGACCAUGAAGUUCAUCCAGACGAUCAGACAGACAGCUGAUCAGCUACAGAAGAGCCUGGACGAACUGAGUGACGUCAUCUCAAUCAUUCCUAAAAUAGAGGGCUGUCACUUAGACAAUUGAAACUAUACUCAGUUCUAGUGAUUGUAAAAGAUGCAGAAACAAGAAAUAGAGCAGAUUGAGUCAUUCAUCGAUACACUUCUCUGUAAAACACAGGUGUGACUGACACCCUGAUAGGCCUUCAGGUUUUAAUCGUGAGCAAAAUCCCUUUUCUGUUCUUCAAUUCUUGCAAAAAUCAGCUAUGAUAAGUAGGUUGUAGAAACAUAAGUAUACAGUAUAUCUCAGCUUUAGUACUGAAGCACUUUCCUUUCAGGUUAUUACAGUUGACAUGAUUUGAUCUGUAAAAAAAAUUCUUACAUAAAAUUAUAUCAGGUGUAUUACACAAGAGGGCAUUUUCAUUCAUAUCAGGUGAAACGUUUCAAAAUUACAGCACUUUGUGUACAUACUCCCCCCAUUUCACCUAGUGCAUUCGGAAAGUAUUGACACCCCUUGACUUUUUCCACAUUU
Molecule: messenger RNA, 1496 nt
Organism: Salvelinus namaycush (lake trout)
Lineage: Eukaryota; Metazoa; Chordata; Actinopteri; Salmoniformes; Salmonidae
Product: apolipoprotein L3-like
Exons: 2
Coding region: 183-1052 (289 amino acids)
Biological process (GO): lipoprotein metabolic process; lipid transport
Cellular component (GO): extracellular region; membrane
Molecular function (GO): lipid binding
Source: RefSeq, a predicted model, not a curated record